Molecule: messenger RNA, 2691 nt
Organism: Symsagittifera roscoffensis
Lineage: Eukaryota; Metazoa; Xenacoelomorpha; Acoela; Convolutidae
Product: phosphatidylcholine:ceramide cholinephosphotransferase 2-like
Exons: 6
Coding region: 201-1613 (470 amino acids)
Biological process (GO): sphingomyelin biosynthetic process; ceramide biosynthetic process
Cellular component (GO): Golgi membrane; endoplasmic reticulum membrane; plasma membrane
Molecular function (GO): ceramide cholinephosphotransferase activity; sphingomyelin synthase activity
Source: RefSeq, a predicted model, not a curated record
UAUUUCAAAAGGUGUUUGCUCUCUACAAGUUUUCCUUAUGAACGAACUUUCACAGCUUCUAGUUUCUGAACUGUAAUAUAGAAAAUUAAGUUUCUUGAUUUCAGAAGGUUUGGCUCGGCUUAGUCCUCAUAAGAAGUCAUUCGCUUCUUUCUCCCUUUUCUCUCAUCGACUUUUCUUCGUAUUGGAGACCUUAGUUGUAGAUGGGCGCAGGGUCUAAUGGGGCUGCGGCUGGUUCAGACGGGCCCUCCCUCCGAACUCCCGGUAGUCAGCUUUCGAAAGGGCAUAAGCGAGCAAUGUCAUAUCAAUAUGGAAGCAAUCACAACACAACUGCCCCAGAUUACAACAGCUUAACAUCUGGAGGCAGCUUAGGCAUAGACUUCCCUCCUAGUUACUACUCAGGGGGAAGUAACCCAGCAAUUAGCAGCACUUCAAACUUCCGUAACCUAACGGGAGUAGUGUCAUCAGAGGGCUUUAGCGGUUCACAACUCACUAGUAGAACUAAUGGACUGGCUCAUAGUAAUAAUAACUCUUCAAGCAAUUUAUUAUUAGACAACCAAGAUGUAACAGCCGUAGAAGAUGUAAGUCACAGGGAACAUUUGGGAGAGGAUAAAUCAUCGGAUGCUCUUUCGAUAUGCUCCCUGCCACCUUACUCAGACAUCAAAGGCCUCAUUCACGAAUCAAUAGAUAUUACGUCUGUGGAAAUAUGCGACCAAAAGCCGAAAACAAAUGUAAUGCACAACAAGCAACUACGAAACGAACUCAAAAAGACAUUCAUGGCGUUCGUGUUCCAACAACUGGCGCAAAUGUUGAUGAUCUGGACAGUUGUGAAGAGCAAUGACCGGAUGGACCUGGAGAGUCCUGUGCUGCCAGACAUCAUUCUGAGCAGGGUGCCGAUGGUGAAGCGGGCUGGCCAGUGGUCCGAGAUACUCCUGUUCGCUCUCUUCGUUGUCUUCACUACUGUCAUCCUCUUUCACAAACACAGGUUCCUUGUGUUGCGACGUGUGCUAGCAGUGACUGGGAUCUGUUUGGUGAUCAGAAGUUUUUGCGUCUGGGCAACAGUCCUUCCCCGCUCUCUGUCCUCGAUGGAGUGUGCGCCUAAGAGCAGGGACUCCUCGGAGGUGUUGCACAGGGUCUUCAUCAUGUACAUCACCAGUGGACUGAGCAUCUUCGGGGGCCACAUGUGUGGCAACUACUUCUUCAGUGGCCAUACAUGUCUCAUGACCAUCGUUCACUGCGCCUUCUACCAAUAUACCCCAGAUGUGCUGUCUCCUCUGAAACGGAUGAUCACAGUGUUGUGUGUGACUAUAGCAGCACUCAUCCUCCUCGCGCACAACCACUAUACUCUGGACAUCCUGGGCGCUUACUAUGUCGCAUCCAGGGUCUGGAUGUUCUACCACUUCCUAUCACACAACCCUCACUUCAGAAUCAGUGGCCAGCUCUCUUUCUGCUGGAGCUGGCUCGUAAACAUAUUCGAGGACGGGUCCGAAUCACAGGUGAAGAACGAGUUCCAGAGUGUGCGGGAGAUCUACCACAUGAUUUGUCAGCAGACAGAAGCUCACAACAGCCAUCACAGGCCCAAGUCAGGCAACAACAAGAAGCUACAGACAGUAUAGGCUACUAUCAAUCAACAACACUACUCUUCCCCAAUCUAACUUAAAAUAGUCUAGAUGAUUAUUGUCUCUGGACUGCCAUGCAGGUCUUGCUCGGCAAUGUGAAUCCUCCAAGCCCUCUUCGUAGAUGAUCGAGAUCGCUUGCACGACUCUAUGCUGACUGGCGAUACUCUAGUCUUGCCUUACAAAUCAUGCAACUUCACUACUACAAAUAACAGUUACUACUAUUUUGCAGAAAAAUACCAAAACUAGUUUUGUUGUGGUUUUGUUUUGAAAGCAAGAAGAAAUGAUGGAAAUACUACAUGUAAUCGCCUAUAAGGAACUGCAAUGGAAUUGUAAAUUAUGUACAAAUAAAUUAUAAAUGACGAUAACCAAUCCGAAUUUUUAUAGCAACCAAUUAUGCAAAUGGCUUCAGAAGCGCACAUAUAGAAAUGAAACGCUUUAUACUCUAUUUCUGUUCAAGUCUCUGUCGGUUAUCCUCAAAUAAGCUAUUCAGCUGAACAAUUAUGUGAAAGAAUUUACUCUGAGAGGACAGCUGACAUCAGUGAAGUUUUCGGUAUUUUUUUUUCUGUUUUUGAGUACUACCUGCAUGCUGUUUAGCCCUCAAUGAAUGUCUAAAUCCCGAGCCUUCGAGCCCCACAAGCGCUUGCUUUUCAUGCCUUAAAUAUGUUUAUUUUUGAUUUUCCUAUUCGCCUAGUGGUUGGGUUCUGUGAUCUGUUAUGAUGUCAUAUUUUGAGUAAUGCAACAAACCAACUACAGAAACAGUCGAAAUCACAGAAGCCUAAUAAUCAAAUGUGAUGGUCACUUAUAGUUUUCUACAGAACAGGUGCCGAAUGCAACUUUCGUAUAUCCCCUGACUGAAGUAAUAUCCCUUCCACUCACUUCCUUAGCCUGAAACCUCAAAGGGGGAAAAUAUUUGCAGCAAGCUGCUUAGCUCCCUUGCAACUCGAAUAUAGUUUACCGGAGAUAGUUCUUUUCUCUAAAUUGUAAUUCCGAAAAUUCACCAGCUCAAAAUACCUGCAAUUCCAUACUACAAAUUUGUCAAAUCAGUGUAUUAUUUUUAUAACGUUUUCUUUCCCUA